Gavia stellata (red-throated loon) is the source of this 7302-nucleotide messenger RNA. RefSeq names its product NLR family CARD domain containing 5 (gene NLRC5). NCBI's taxonomy places the organism in Eukaryota, Metazoa, Chordata, Aves, Gaviiformes, Gaviidae. The coding region runs from base 1 to 7299 and encodes 2432 amino acids. The record is from RefSeq and is a predicted model, not a curated record. Gene Ontology annotation, molecular function: ATP hydrolysis activity; protein binding. The transcript is spliced from 51 exons.
AUGGCGGCCAAGCCCCCGCCGGGCGCUGAGGGGCGCCGCGCCUCGCCGCGAGCCCCUCCACAAAAUGGCGGCCCAGCCCCCGGCCGGACGCUGGAGGAUCCCAAAAGGCACCAAAGGGCUGUAUGCAUCGAGAGAGAGCCUCCAUUUCAGAACGAUGAUCUAGACCUGGAGGCAGCCAUAGCAAGCGCCCGCCCCCAGCUAGUGGAGUUCCUCAGUCACCGUCCCGACUGGCUGCUCACGACCUCCCGGCGCUUCCUCCCAGGGGUGGCCCUGAAUGGCCUGGAUGGGAUCACCGACCACAGAGAAAAAGUCUCAGUGCUUCUUGACCUGCUGGAGAAGGCUGGCCAGGCCACCUGGAAAUGGUUUGCACAGUACCUCUGCAUGGAGUGCGACCUCCCCUUGGACCUGGAGAUACUGCUCAUCAGUUCUGUGGGAGAAGAUUCAGCUGAAAAGUACCGGCGUCUCCUCAUCGAUUCUGUCCGGCAGAGAUAUGGAAGCAGGAGGGCAGCAGGAGCAGCAGCACAGGAACAAACACAGCCACUGGCUUUUAACCAAGCCUUUGUCAACCUUGUCAUUCGGCAGAGCAAAGCCUCCCGCUUAAAAGAGAGAACAGAUAAACCCCGAGAGGAUGUGGCAGGUGCUUCUGAACCAGAAGAAUGUGUGGAUACAGCUGUGAAAGUGUCAGAUCUGUUUUGUAGUGUGGUCCCAUCGGGCACGACGAAGGUGAUCUUUUUGUUUGGUAAACCAGGUACAGGCAAGACCAUGCUAAUGCACAGGAUUUGUCAGAAAUGGGCAGAAGGUGUCCUACCUCAGUUUCUCUUCACUUUUCUGUUUGAGUUUCGGCAGCUGAAUUUAUUAAAAAGAAAAUUGACUCUGAAGGAGCUUUUGUUUGACCUGUUCCUUCAGCCAGAAGACAGCUCUGAUGCAGUGUUCCAGUACCUCCUGGAAAAUACCUGGCAGACACUGAUCAUCUUUGAUGGGCUGGAUGAGUUUGCAGCUAACAUAGACGUGUCAUCCUCUUCUAAGGGAGGCCCAACUCUUACCUCCCGUAUGUCCAUAUCUGAGCUCUUUGCAGACCUCUGUCAUGGGAAGCUCCUGCCUGGUUGUACAGUGUUGGUCACCAGCCGACCUAAGAGACUACCUGACUCCUUAUUAAACACGGUAGAUCUGCUAGCAGAAAUUUGGGGAUUUGACCAUGAGAAGGUUGAGGAAUACGUCAGCCACUAUUUUCAUCAGCAUUCAUUCAAAGAACAAGCCAUUGCUCACCUGAAGAACAACACCAAGCUCCUCAGCAUGUGCUUGAUCCCUGCUCUGUGUUAUGUUGUGUGCAUCUGUUUGGAGUAUUUGCUCCUUAAACAUCAGAUGAGUGUGGAGCUUCCUCAAACUAUGACACAGUUUUAUAUCAAAAUGCUUCUCAUCUUCAUAAACAAACAGCAAGGAGAGCGUGCAGGUGGCGAGGAGACUCAGCUGAACUAUAACAAGAAGGCCAUUUUGGGUCUGUGUGAUCUUGCACUGAAAGGCCUGGAAGAGAAGAAGCUUGUGUUUUAUGUCGGUGAUAUUCCAGAGCAUGUGAAGGAAUUUGCUUCCUUGCAUGGACUGCUGACUGUCUUUGAGGUGAAGACAAGUGGCACUGACCCAGAGGCUGGCUAUGCCUUUGUGCACUUGAGCUUGCAGGAGUUUUUGCAGCACUGUGUCUCAUGCAUCCUGACUCUGCCUCCAUUUCAGAACGAUGAUCUAGACCUGGAGGCAGCCAUAGCAAGCGCCCGCCCCCAGCUAGUGGAGUUCCUCAGUCACCGUCCCGACUGGCUGCUCACGACCUCCCGGCGCUUCCUCCCAGGGGUGGCCCUGAAUGGCCUGGAUGGGAUCACCGACCACAGAGAAAAAGUCUCAGUGCUUCUUGACCUGCUGGAGAAGGCUGGCCAGGCCACCUGGAAAUGGUUUGCACAGUACCUCUGCAUGGAGUGCGACCUCCCCUUGGACCUGGAGAUACUGCUCAUCAGUUCUGUGGGAGAAGGUAACUUAAGCCAGAAACAAGAAGCAUGCACAGAUGUGAGUGCCCGGUCGCCUGUGCCAAAAGGGUUUGCUCGCCGCCGCCGUCGUCGCAGCAGCUCUGUGAGUGAUAAGGUUGUUAAACAGCAACGACUGGAUUCAGCUGAAAAGUACCGGCGUCUCCUCAUCGAUUCUGUCCGGCAGAGAUAUGGAAGCAGGAGGGCAGCAGGAGCAGCAGCACAGGAACAAACACAGCCACUGGCUUUUAACCAAGCCUUUGUCAACCUUGUCAUUCGGCAGAGCAAAGCCUCCCGCUUAAAAGAGAGAACAGAUAAACCCCGAGAGGAUGUGGCAGGUGCUUCUGAACCAGAAGAAUGUGUGGAUACAGCUGUGAAAGUGUCAGAUCUGUUUUGUAGUGUGGUCCCAUCGGGCACGACGAAGGUGAUCUUUUUGUUUGGUAAACCAGGUACAGGCAAGACCAUGCUAAUGCACAGGAUUUGUCAGAAAUGGGCAGAAGGUGUCCUACCUCAGUUUCUCUUCACUUUUCUGUUUGAGUUUCGGCAGCUGAAUUUAUUAAAAAGAAAAUUGACUCUGAAGGAGCUUUUGUUUGACCUGUUCCUUCAGCCAGAAGACAGCUCUGAUGCAGUGUUCCAGUACCUCCUGGAAAAUACCUGGCAGACACUGAUCAUCUUUGAUGGGCUGGAUGAGUUUGCAGCUAACAUAGACGUGUCAUCCUCUUCUAAGGGAGGCCCAACUCUUACCUCCCGUAUGUCCAUAUCUGAGCUCUUUGCAGACCUCUGUCAUGGGAAGCUCCUGCCUGGUUGUACAGUGUUGGUCACCAGCCGACCUAAGAGACUACCUGACUCCUUAUUAAACACGGUAGAUCUGCUAGCAGAAAUUUGGGGAUUUGACCAUGAGAAGGUUGAGGAAUACGUCAGCCACUAUUUUCAUCAGCAUUCAUUCAAAGAACAAGCCAUUGCUCACCUGAAGAACAACACCAAGCUCCUCAGCAUGUGCUUGAUCCCUGCUCUGUGUUAUGUUGUGUGCAUCUGUUUGGAGUAUUUGCUCCUUAAACAUCAGAUGAGUGUGGAGCUUCCUCAAACUAUGACACAGUUUUAUAUCAAAAUGCUUCUCAUCUUCAUAAACAAACAGCAAGGAGAGCGUGCAGGUGGCGAGGAGACUCAGCUGAACUAUAACAAGAAGGCCAUUUUGGGUCUGUGUGAUCUUGCACUGAAAGGCCUGGAAGAGAAGAAGCUUGUGUUUUAUGUCGGUGAUAUUCCAGAGCAUGUGAAGGAAUUUGCUUCCUUGCAUGGACUGCUGACUGUCUUUGAGGUGAAGACAAGUGGCACUGACCCAGAGGCUGGCUAUGCCUUUGUGCACUUGAGCUUGCAGGAGUUUUUUGCAGCACUGUGUCUCAUGGUAAGUAAGAAUGUGGACAAGAACUACCUGAAGAAGAAGUUCUCUUUGAAGUCAAAGUGGACUUUAAAGAAUGAGGCAAAGACUGAGUUCAUGGAGAGUUUUCACAUCUUUCUCUCAGGCUUGUCGUCAAAAGAGUGUAGGACAUUUCUUAUGCUGCUAGCUGAACAAGGUGAAGCUUGGGUGCAGGAUAAGCAGGACACGAUCCUGCAGUCUCUCAAGAAACUGGCAGCCACUCAUCUGACGGGGCCUAAGGUCAUUGAGCUCUGCCAUUGCACAUUUGAAACGCAAGACCUCAAAGUAGCCCAGCACAUCGGGAGCCUGCUGAAUUUCAAGUAUGAGUUUAAAAAUUUUAGACUGACACCUCUGGACAUGUCAGCUUUGGUUUUUGUCAUAAACUCGGGCCAGGAUUUGACUUAUUUGGAUUUUGCGGGGUGUCUCAUGGACGUUGACAGUUUGGAGGUUCUGGCUGGCUGUAAAAAUGUAGAACACUUGAGCUUUCGUAGUAGGAGAUGUGGCGAUGACUUUGCUGCUGCUCUUUCAAAGAGCUUACGCGAAAUGGGGAGCCUGAAGAAACUAGAGUUGACAGGUGGGAGCAUCACAGCUGAGGGGAUGACUAACUUGGUCCAGGCUUCAUCACAGUGCCUCCAGCUUGAGGAAAUAAAUUUGCAGGACAAUCGGAUACGGGAUCCGGAGGUGAAGAGGGUGAUGGACCUGUUUUCCAGAAUGGAACAGCUGAAGAAAAUAGAUCUGAGCAACAACGAUCUUUCCUUGAAUGCUGUUCUCAUUUUGGCAAAGGAAGUCAUCGCGUGUCAAAAUGCUACUGAACUGCGUGUCAGGAAGGACACCGUGAUUAUAUAUUUUUCUGGCCCACCUGGGAAAGUUCCAAGAUCUUUGGAUUUGAGCUGGGAAGAGCAUAAGGAACAUGUAAUUCCAACUAGACAUGUGAAGUUAUGCUUGCAGGAUCGCAGUCUGUCUUCCCAACAUGCGAAGGAGAUUGUUUCCAUUCUCCAGAGCUGUCCCUGUCUCUCUGAAGUCGAUUUAUCAGGUAACAAGCUUGGAGAUGAAGGCUGCAGUUGCCUGCUGGAAAGCCUCCCUUGGAUAUCAAUUUCAAAGAAGCUGGAUCUCAGUCAAAACCGCCUCUCUGUUAAUGGCAUUUGCAGUCUGUUGAAGUCAGUAAAUACCUGCCAGAAGAUGAUGGAGGUACAAGUCAGCCUUUGUCAUGAGACUGCAGUCCUGAGGUUUGCAGAAGGCGGAGAGUUUGCUUCUCUUCCUGCUAGGGAAGACCCUGUGUUCUUUACUGGUGACCAACAAUACGGAGAGGAAAACCAGACACCUACUGCUUCUAAAAAAAUAAGGCUGACAGACAGUCGUUUUCAAGCCAGUGACCUGGAGAAGCUGUGUGCAGUCCUGAAGGAAUGUAGAAGCAUCUCCAAGCUGGACCUAUCGAAUAAUUACCUGGGAGACGAGGGACUUCUGCAGCUGUUUCAGUUCCUCCCGAAUUUGAAAAUGUUAAGUUCUCUCAAGCUUAAUGACAACCAGAUCUCCCUGAACUCUGUGUUUUUCUUAGCUCAGUCCUUAUCUACAUUGGAACACAUUAAAACAAUGAACCUCAGCUUAGGACACACACAGGUGGUUCAUCUAACCUUUUGGGAAAGAAUCAGGGUCAGAAGUACCAGCAGAUGGAGAAGUAGUUUCCUGGCGCAUCCCAAGCACGUAGCAAAAGGACGGUGCUUUCGUCUCAGGGACUGCAGAGUGGGUCCUGAGGACGUGACCAGGCUGUGCCAGAUACUGGCUCAAUGUCCCCAGCUGACAGAAAUUCAUCUGUCUGGAAAUUCGUUGAAUGACCAGAGCAUUGAAAGAUUACUGAGCUUCCUGCCAUACCUCUGUUGUCUGACACUACUGAGUAUUAGGAACAACACAUUUUCCCCACGUUGCACUGUCUUACUGAUCAACUCUAUCAAGCUCUGUGAGCGGAUCAGAAUGGUAGAAGUCCGGUCAAGUGAAAAUGCUUUUUUGCAUUUAGGAGCAAGCAUGCAAAGCCAAAAGACAUCCUGCAGGCUGACGGACUGUGCCAUCGGUCAAGGGCAGAUAGAUGAGCUCUGCAGAGUCCUGGAGCAGCACGGGUGGCUGGCGGAAGUAGAUCUCUCCAGGAAUCAGUUGGGAGAUGAAGGCCUGAGGUGCCUCUUGGACCACUUGCAUCAAGUGCCCGUUACCUGUUCCCUCAAUCUCAGUCAUAAUAGGAUUUCUCAGGAUGGAGUUCUGCAUCUCAUAAAUGCCUUUGCCACAUCUGGAAAUGCCACUGAAGUUCAAGUCAGUUUGUGCUCCAAAGCAACUUUAAUCAUCAAGCUGACAAGCAGACAUGACCCGAGAAAGAUUUUGAGCCUCGCAGAGUGCAACUUUCAGCCAGAGCACUUGGAAAAGUUGUGCUUGCUCCUGGAAAAGUGCACUGGUCUGACGGAGUACAUAUCCUCAAAUAACAAUGUGACAGUCCAAGCUGCAGAAAGACUUUUGCGUUCACUGAGGAAAAAUCUGGGUCCUCUGAAAAUCAGCAUAGAAGAGCCAUGGGCAUGUAAAGAAAGUGUCACGAACCUUCUUGAGCUGGCUGUCCAGGCCUGUGGAAACAUUACUGAGAUCACGAUACGUAAAGAUAGAACCCUCUUCCAACUAGGCGUAAGGUUCCCACACUGCUUGGAGAAGGUGGAAUCAGUCGUUAGCAGAUUGAAUCUGUACAAGCCAGAAAUCAAGCAUGCUCGCUUCUACCAAAGGGUUCGUGAAAAAUGUGCUCAGCUUCAGGAAUUGAGAUGGUCUCAUGUUGAGCUCCACAGUGAUGAAGCGGAAAUGCUAGUCAAGAUUUUGCUGCCUCUUCCAGAGCUGAAGAAGUUUGAGCUGACCUCUAGCAGUAUUAUACCAACUGGAAUUGAUUACUUGAUCACGGGCUUGCAGAAUUGCCAGGCCAUUGAAGAGCUCAACCUGGGCCACAUGAAACUCAGCAGUGCUGCCAUUCCUAAGCUUGAGCUGGGACUUCGUGAAAUGCCAUCUCUGAAAAGGCUUAUCUUGAACCAUAACAGCAUUGGUAAUGAUGGCUGCUCCAGACUCGUAGAAACCUUGAGGAAUAUGCACUACAUGGAGGAAGUCAAUUUAAGCCACAAUGAGAUUGGAGAUCCAGGCCUGAUAAAUCUAGCUUCUGUCCUGCUGGAAAUGCAAAACCUGAAGAGAAUCGACCUUUCAGGGAACAGUCCUAGUCCUGCUGGAGGGGAAAAGCUGAUGGAAGCUCUUGCCUAUUGCAAGCCCAUGGAGGAGCUACUACUAUCAAGGAAUGUUUUUGGAGACAAGGCGGCAGUGAAACUUGCCCUCUCUCUGCCUCACAUGACCAAUCUCAAGAUCCUGUGCUUGCAGAACAAUAACAUUGGGCCAGCAGGAGGGAUGGAGCUGGCCAGAGCCUUGGUGGCGUGCGGGCUGCUAGAAGAGAUAAGUUUAUCAGAAAAUGACCUUGGGGAAGGAAGUAUCCAUGCCCUGUCUGAGGGGUUGCCAUGCUUUGAACACCUCCGGAAGAUCGACUUGAGACUUUGUGGAAUCACUGAUGAUGCUUCAAAACUCCUUUCUCACGGCUUCCGACAAUGCCCUUCCAUGGAGGAGAUAAUACUGUCUUGGAACGCCCUUGGUGACAGAGGAGCCCAAGAGUUGGCCAGUGCUCUCCCAGGGAUGGAAAAGCUGAAGAUGUUAGAUCUGGAGAAAAAUCGCAUUGGCACCUGUGGGGUCACAAAGCUGGCAGAGGAACUUGCCAAGUGCCCGGAAAUUCAAUUCAUAAGGCUGUGGGACAAUCCGGUGCCCAAGGGCCUCGCGGAGAAUUUGACAAGCCAAGAUCCAAGACUAUGUUUCUCCUUCUACUAGCAU